AAAACGCGCUUCCCAACAUCGCAGUGAGCGGCUCCGGGCUCACAUCUCGUCGAUGAAUCACAAAACUACAGCGACAAGAACAGACUUGUGUGAUCUGUCCACGGACGUCUUCAUACAAGUUCGUCAUGUAUCUGUGCACAGACUUACAAAUGAUAGAAGUCCGUGCGUCGGUACCGAAAACAGCGAGAACAACAAACUUCUUUCAUCUGCCGGAAACAGGAUGGAAGACGCUGUGUUGGCGCAUGCGCAGAGCGAGAAUGAUGGGAGUAGUCUGUGGUUUACAAUGUCACUUAUGUAAUAUAACUCCCUCGUAGCACACACUGCCAUGAUCUGUGGUGUCUGUCUAGCCUGUGUCUGUCAGAGCGAGAAUGAUGGGAGUAGGGAUGCGGUCUGUGGUUUAUACAAUGUCACUUAUGUAAUAUAACUCCCUCGUAGCACACACUGCUAUUAUCUGUGGUGUCUGUCUAGUCUGCAUCUGUAUGAGAUAACAUGUGAAUGCUGACCAUAUACCAUGGCAACAGUACAUCAGAAAGAUGGGACUGCAGCAAUGCAAGCAUGGAUGACUAAUCUGGCGCCGCAGCUACAUCAGGUGCCACUCUGCUGCCUUGCCAUACCUGGUAAGGAAAGGUACUCAUAAUGCUGGGAUGUACCAUCUUGAAAAAUCCUUGGGCCUCAGUCCAGAUGCUGAUGAUGCCUUGAAGAGUUUCACAUCCCUUCCACUGUUUGGUCCAAUGGCUAUGGAAAUCAUCGGCAAAUGGAGCAAGACUCAGAACUUGUCUAUUGCCCAACAGCUGGAAGCUGGUGUGCGAUAUUUUGACCUGCGUGUUGGAUGUGGUGGCCCUGAUGGUGACCUUUACAUUGUUCAUUCAUUGUUUGGACCAAAGGUUUGGGACUGCAUAGAGGAUAUUUGCGUGUUUCUACAGAACCAUCCACGUGAAGUGGUUCUGCUAGAUUUUAAUCACUUCUACAAUAUGGAGACUGAGCACCAUUUACAGUUGAUUACAUUCAUCAUCUCAAAACUACAGUCAAACCUUUGUCCUGUGUCCCUGCUAGAGCAGACCACUCUUGUCAACUUAUGGGGGAAACAGCAGCAGACAAUUGUUUUCUACCAGCAUGAGCUAGUACAAGAGUUCAGAGAUUUGUGGCCAGCAACAAGCAUUGCCUCCCCGUGGGCCAGUACAACAAAUGUUGAUGACUGUCUUGUUUUCCAGGAGAAGUUUGCCAAGCAAAGACAUACUGAAGGCAAGUUCCAUGUGUGUCAGUUAGUUCUGACACCUAACACCCCCUUCAUCCUGCAGAAUAUAGGCAACGAUUUACUCCAUGCUUGUGCCUGCAAAAUCAAUCCAAGAAUCUCCUCCUGGAUCCAGUCAUGUUCUAUGAAGGGUCACACUGGCUGCAUCUAUGCAGUGGACUUUGUGGAAAUGGAUCAUAUUAUAGAGAGCAUAAUCCAGUUAAAUGUAUGAUGUCAGUAGUUUGAGAAGUAUACGUUACAAAGUAAAAAGCUGUUUUUAUUCUUGCUACUGGUUACGAUGAAAUGGGGGUGUAGUGAACAAAGUGACAAUAACUUUGUAAAGCUUGUUUGUUUUAUAUAUCAGCCAUCUGAAGAAGGAACCACAGUAUCAAAUGUGUGCACUGUUGUCAGUUGAUGAAAGCUUGUCUGAAUUCUUUUGGAAAAACAAAAUAUAAACAAAUUCUCAAAAUCAAAGAA
Pomacea canaliculata is the source of this 1708-nucleotide messenger RNA. RefSeq names its product PI-PLC X domain-containing protein 3-like. The coding region runs from base 645 to 1463 and encodes 272 amino acids. The transcript has 2 exons. The record is from RefSeq and is a predicted model, not a curated record. Gene Ontology annotation, biological process: lipid metabolic process. Gene Ontology annotation, molecular function: phosphoric diester hydrolase activity. Lineage: Eukaryota; Metazoa; Mollusca; Gastropoda; Architaenioglossa; Ampullariidae.